Molecule: messenger RNA, 1044 nt
Organism: Amphimedon queenslandica
Lineage: Eukaryota; Metazoa; Porifera; Demospongiae; Haplosclerida; Niphatidae
Product: dehydrodolichyl diphosphate synthase complex subunit nus1-like
Exons: 5
Coding region: 144-914 (256 amino acids)
Cellular component (GO): endoplasmic reticulum membrane; dehydrodolichyl diphosphate synthase complex
Molecular function (GO): ditrans,polycis-polyprenyl diphosphate synthase [(2E,6E)-farnesyl diphosphate specific] activity
Source: RefSeq, a predicted model, not a curated record
AUUUAAUUCUCACUUCACUUUGUACACACUUGAGGGCACGAGGAUUCAUCAUUAGCUGAGGUUGUAGCUCAGGCCCAGGACUUAUCCUUUAAUAUCUUCUAUAUAUAUAUAUAUAUGUAUUCCCUCGGUGAGGAUUGAGAAAGAUGCUCAGUUAUCGACCAGUUCUUUCUUCUGCUGCUCUCUACUCUGUUCACUUUCUGUCCCGCCUAAGGUCAGCCCUCGCCCUCUUCUGGGGAUGGACAGUCUCGGCCUUCUUUGGUAUCCUAAAGCAUAAAGGGACAAAGGCUCCUCUUAUUCAGAAAGAUGCUAAACUGUUGGAAAAGAUACCGUAUCAUCUGGCAUUUGUAAUGGCAGAGGAGGAUAUUUAUCACGAGUAUUUGGUUCGAUUGAUAGCUUGGGCCUUCCUCUCCGGAGUACAAUAUGUAUCCAUAUACGAUCAGAGAGGAAAGCUAAAAAGUGAUGUAGUAAAGCUCCGGCGGUUGGUGAAUGAUCAAUACCAAUCAUUAGUUAACUCACUUUCAACACUGAUCAAUGUAGUAACCACUGAUGACAUUGGUAAAACCACCACACCAGGAACUAACACAGGUUUAUGGCUUCUGGUCCUAUCAAGUGAUGAUGGACAUAACUCUAUUGUAAAUGUUGCCAAGUCACUUUGUGAAGAGGCACAGGUUUCAUCGAUAAAACCACAUGUAGAUAUUUCUAUCAUCAGCAGCAAAAUAUCCAUAUCGAAUUUCCUACCAGAUCCUGAUUUAGCAAUUGUAUGUGGCAGUACCAAGUCAUUACUGGGAUAUCCUCCAUGGACAUCUCCACUAACAGAAAUAAUGUGGUUAUCUUCUCAUUAUAAAUGCAGCUACUUUGAAUUUCAUUCUGUCCUGUAUCAAUAUGCACAAAGUCAACAGAGAUAUGGGAAAUAACAUUUAGUCGGACAAUAUUAAAUUUAAAAUAAUUACAGUCGAUGGUUAUUUAAUUUCUUAUUUUUGUGGUUUCAUGUUAAUAAAUUAUUUUGAUUACCAGCUAUAAAUUAACAACAGAUUCAUUCAGCAG